AUGCGCCCAGACAACAUCGCCAAGACGGCGUUUCGGACUCAUCACGGUCACUUCAAGUUCCUGGUGAUGCCCUUUGGCCUCUCCAACGCUCCGGCGACCUUUCAGGCUCUGAUGAACGACGUCCUCCGGCCCUACUUACGUCGGUUUGUGCUCGUUUUCUUUGAUGACAUUCUUAUCUACAGCGCCUCAUGGGCGGAGCACCUCCAGCACGUCGCCAUCGUCUUCAACGAGCUUCGGGUGCACCAUCUUCAUCUUAAGCGCUCGAAGUGCUUGUUCGGGACGUCUUCAGUCGCCUACCUCGGCCACGUCAUCUCGGCUGACGGGGUUGCUAUGGAUGCCGACAAGGUGGCGGCCGUCGCAGCCUGGGACGCCGCACUCACCGCGGGCUCUUCGCGGUUUUCUGGGCCUCGCGGGAUACUACCGGAAGUUUAUCCGGGAGUUCGGCCUCAUCACGUCGCCACUCACGCGUUUGCUGCGCGCGACGCCUUCGCUUGGGACGACGAGGCGACGGCAGCAUUCGAGGCCCUCAAGGGGGCCCUCACGACGGGCCCCGUUCUUCAGAUGUCGUAUUUUGACUGCCCAUUCGUGGUGGACUGUGACGCCUCCGGUGCGGGGUUCAGCGUCGUGCUUCAUCAGGGUGAUGGCCCUCUCGCUUUCUUCAGCAGGCCUAUCGCUCCGUGCCAUCUUAAGCUUGCGGCGUAUGAGCGGGAGCUCAUUGGCUUGGUGCAGGCGGUGCGCCAUUGGCGGCCCUAUCUGUGGGGUCGGUCUUUCCGGAUUCGCAUGGACCACUACAACCUCAAGUUCUUGCUGGACCAGAGGCUCUCGACCGUGCCGCAGCACUAGUGGAUCAGCAAGCUCUUCGGUUUCGACUUCUCCGUCGAGUAUCGCCCGGGUCAUCUUAACACCGUGGCCGACGCCUUGUCGCGCCGCGACGCCGACCACGACACCACCAUCGGCGACUCCGAGGGGGCGGUGCUCUGCGCACGCUCCGGGCCGGCCUUCGGCCUCUUCACCGACAUUCGCCGGGCGACGACGACCGCGCCCGACGCACUUCUUCAGCAGCUAGCUGCGGGCGAGCUGGAGGAGCCUUGGCGCUUCACCGACGAAUUGCUCCUCCAUGGGCGCCGGGUCUUCGUGCCGGCGCAUGACGAUCUCUGUCACCAGGUGCUGCUGCUGGCCCACUCGGCGGGCCAUGAGGGUGUGCAGAAAAAUCUCCAUCGUCUCCGCGCCGACUUCUACAUCCCUGGUGAUCGGGCCCUGGUCCGUGACUGGGUUCGGUCUUGUGUGACGUGCCAGCACAACAAGAUGGAGACACUACGGCCGGCUGGUCAGCUCCAGCCCUUGGAGGUGCCAUCUCAAGUCUGGGCGGAUAUCUCCAUGGACUUCAUCGAGGGCCUCCCCAAGGUGGGCGGCAAAUCGGUCAUUCUCACGGUGGUCGACCGCUUCUCCAAGUAUGCUCACUUCAUUGCGCUCGGUCAUCCCUACACUGCUGCCUCCGUGGCCCAUGCCUUCUUUGACGGUAUCGUUCGUCUCCACGGGUUUCCCUCUUCGAUCGUCAGCGAUCGGGACCCGGUGUUCACCGGACAUGUCUCGCGCGAUCUCUUUCAGUUGGCGGGCGUGAAACUCCGCCUGAGCACGGCCUUCCAUCCUCAGACGGACGGCCAGUCCGGGGUUGUCAACAAGGUGAUUGCCAUGUAUUUGCGUUGUGUCCCAGGUGAUCGUCCUCGCGCUUGGGUGGACUGGCUCUCAUGGGCGGAGUACUGCUACAACACCUUCUAUCACUCCGCCCUGCGCGCCACUCCUUUUGAGGUGGUCUAUGGCCGGCCGCCACCACCCAUCAUUCCGGUUGAUCCGACGACGGCUCGGACAAAGGUAGCCGGUGAGCUUCUGCGGCGCCGCGACGACAUGUUGGCCGAAGUCCGGCAACGCCUCCUUCAGGCCCAGCAGCUGGCCAAGCACUACUACGAUGACCACCAUCGCGAGGCGGAGUUCGCGGUGGGCGAUUGGGUGUGGUUGCGUCUUCUUCACCGCUCUACGCAGUCACUGGACCCGCGCGCGAAGCGUAAGCUGGGCCCUCGUUACGCCGGGCCCUUUGCUGUCUUGGAGCGCAUCGGGAAGGUGGCUUACCGCCUUCAGCUUCCUGCCGGAGCCCGCAUCCACGACGUCUUCCAUGUGGGGCUGCUGAAGCCUUACCGUGGGGAGCCACCUGCGGCCCCUCCCGUGCUUCCUCCGACCUUCGACGGAUGCAUCCUUCUGGGACCGGAGAAGGUGUUGCAGGCCCAGCUCCGUCGCGGGGUGUGGUACGUGCUGAUUCGGUGGACUGGACUUCAGGCGGACGAGGCCACUUGGGAGCAGCGUGACGAGUUCCGCCAAUACUACCCAGACUUUCAGCUUGAGGACGAGCUGUUUGCGCAGGCGGGAAGAGAUGUUAUGACCGGGCAGACUUAUGGCCAUAGGAGGCCCACAGGGCAGGUUUAGUUAGGGGCUUGGCCCACAAGUUAUCUUAUUUUUUAGCAUCGUGGUUAUAUAUACUAGCUGUAAGACUAUUUUUGAGAUUAAGCAAUAAGAAGAAUUCUAUUGCCCGGCUCCCAGAGGAGCCGGACCCUAAACCCUAGCCGCCUCCCUCUCUCAGCCGCCGCCUCCCUCCUUCCAUCUCGCGACGGCGCCUGCGCGCCGGCCGCCGCGCCCACGCCCUCGUCAACCCCCGGCCUUCCCCUACAACCUAAGGAGCAGGAUCGGUAGGACCCUGGGUUCUACCAGUUGUCAAAUCUAAUGAAACGAGCUCACAUUUCUUAUCUUGAUUUGCAGCUUAAACGAACCCAAGAUAAGUUAACAAAACAUCACCUGAAAAUUAGUGAUGGAUUACCGGGUGACAAUACACAUGCACAAAGCACGCAAUCAUCAGACUGAGCCAUGCAAGAAGCCUGUUAAUUUGAUCAAAACAUGUCUGUUCAGGCUAGCUCCCUACAAGUAACAGUUUAUGGUGGACAAAACUAGAAAAGAAAAGUUGUAUCUAACAAGUAGAGAUGAUCUAUAUGUGUUGAACCAGUAUGGGCCCUAGCCCAUCUUGAUAUGUCUUUUGGGCCCAAGCCCAUGAGUGGAUCUGACCUAGAAGAGGUGCCCCUCCUCCUCUGUCCCGUGCAAGCCGCCACACACACAAACCAGAGACUCACGUGGAGAACAAGAAGAGUGAGCUCGAGCUGUCUGGAGGUACUCUCUCUCCCAAGUCAACAUGGUAUCAGAGGCCAUUGACGGUGGGGCCUGAGGAGACGACGGCGACGUCCGGCGAGGUGGCGGCGGAUCUGGGCAAUGUCCGGCGAGGUGGCGGCGGAUCUGGGCGACGUCCGGCGUGCUGGAGAGGACCGGCGGGGCUGCAGGCAGAGGCUGCCUGUGAGGAGCGUGUGGGCUGCUGCAGGCGCGCGCGUGCAAGGCACAACGGGGCUGCUACUGACGGCGGAGGGCCGGCUGCUGGGUGUGCUGCUGCUAAAUUUGCUGGGGUUUACUGCUGCAGCUGCUGUUUGCUGUUGGUCUGGGCUGAACGGCUGCUGCUGCUAGUGCUUGUUGGUCUGUGAGCUGAGGGGGAGAAAGUAGGAACUGCUGGUGUUGUGCAGCUGCUUGUCAGGGGAGAUACGAGCUGUGGUGUUGUUCUGUUGCGUUUGCUCUGGUGCUUGCUUGUGACUGUUGUUUGAGGAGUCUCUUCUGCUGCUGCUGGGAGUUGCGGCUGCUACUCCCGACCAAAGAUGGCUGAACCAAAUGCUCUUGCUGAGGCUUUAGAGAAGCUUGCUAAGAUCCUCGCAGAGUCCAACUCCAACUCUGGGGCCAUCGUUCCUCGACAGGAAGUGUCUCAGAAGCUCGAAAUGUCGCCUCUGGACAUGAAGCUAGAGGGGGCCACAAAUUAUUUGAGCUGGUCCAGGAGGGCUUUGUGGGCUGUUGAGCAAAAGGAGCUUCAUGGAUAUUUGUUGGGCACCAUUGCAGAACCAGGAGACAAGAGUAGUGCAGAGGGAAAAAGGUGGAAGGUUAUCAACUCUGUACUUAUGGUGUGGUUGUUGAACUCUGUCGUGCACUCCAUUGGACGCUCUGUGGAGGGGCUAUCCACGCCUACUGAGAUAUGGAAGAUUCUGUCCAUCCAGUACUCUGGCAAGGGCAAUGUCAUGCUCAUUGCUCAAAUUGAGGACAAAUUUAGGUUGUUGCGCCAAGAGGAUGGCAUGUCAGUGAUGGCAUGCGUCGCAGAACUGCAGGCUCUGUGGGCAGACCAGGAUAAUUGUGAUUCUCUAGAACUCUAUGAUGCAGCUUUAAUCGAGUCAGGGCACAAGUGGAUGGCACGCAGGCGUGUGCUGAAACUUUUGGCUGGCCUCAAAGGUUGCUUUGAUGGUAGGAAGGCUUCCCUGCUGCACCAACCUAGUCUACCUACCAUUGCUGAGGCUAUUGCAACAAUGACUCAAGAGGAGGUGCGCCUAUCUUUUGAGCAUGCAAACGUGAAGGUUGUCCCGGCUUCGACAUUUGCAGUCACUGAGCGCAUGGAGUGGGGAGAUCCCGCCAAAUGUCAUGUCGAUGGGGAGGUAGGUCACUGGAAGAGAGAAUGUCCAACUCGUGGCAGAGGCAGGGGAUAUAACAGAGGGGGGACAGGCAGAGGCAGAAGUGCUAGAGGCAGAGGUGGAUACUCAGAGACCUCGUGGGGUCAUACUUCUAGGGGCAGAGGUGGCUACUCAGGACACACAGGGGGUCAGAGAGCUCACAUGGCCGUUGCAGGAGACACUGGAACGUCCAAAGGCAAAGAUGUAGAUGAUGUUGUCUAUGGAGACUUUGCUCAUUGGGCCUCCACUGAUGAAGGUGCGACAGACGAGCCAGACGGUUGGGACUGGCACCAGGUGUAGAGGGCUCUGGUACAUGGACCAGGAGGUGCAGCCAGACUUGGUGUGUGCUGCGACCAUGGAGGACAAGGAGAAGCAGGCGAUGAUCCAUCACUGUAGGAUGGGGCAUGUGUCUUUUGAUAAGAUGAGUAGAAUAUUUUCGGAUGUUAUGUGUGGAAUAGGCAAGGGCAAGCUGACAUGUGAUGCUUGCGAAUAUGCAAAACACACACGAGCCUCAUAUGUGAGUAAGUGGCUCAGGAGCAUAUCUCCUUUUAUGCUUAUUCAUUCGGAUGUAUGGACUAGCCCUAUGGUGUCAAUGAAUGGGAAGAAGUAUUUUGCUACCUUUA
Aegilops tauschii subsp. strangulata is the source of this 5197-nucleotide messenger RNA. RefSeq lists its product as uncharacterized. The record is from RefSeq and is a predicted model, not a curated record. Lineage: Eukaryota; Viridiplantae; Streptophyta; Magnoliopsida; Poales; Poaceae. Gene Ontology annotation, molecular function: zinc ion binding; nucleic acid binding.